AUGGCUUCCCCCUCUCUCAGCGACCUGGAACAGCGGAAUCGGCUCCCGACCCUGUUCGAGGUCCUCAGUCGUCGCACGCUGGCUCCUGUCGAUCUCUUUUCAUUCUACAUUUACAUGCGGGACCAGCAGCGCUCGGUCGACUACCUGGAUUUCUGGUUGGAUGUUUCUCAGCACAUGUCCCUAUGCCGUCACUAUGUCCGCGAAUUGCGCCGUUCUGUGCUAGUAGCGACACCCGACCUGGAGAAGGCGGAUAGUAAGGGCUCGUCGGCGGCUUUGGAAACCAUCGAGAACUUCGGAGACAUCCCUCUUGUGGAAGCUGGACCGUCCGGAACGCGCCGUGGUCUACACGAUGUAGAAGAUAGAGAUGCGGAUCAAAGGCUGUCGGCAUUCCUGCGUUCUGAUGGACACACAUCUGGCCAUUCCCCCCAAAACAGUAUAGGAUCGCAAAAUGCUGCCCCCACGCCGUCAAAUGAACAACAACCUCGUGAAAGCUCUGGAACUCGGAAUGACUCAAUCUCGCCGGGAAACACAGUUGCACGCGCUGACAUUCGUGCAAGUGCGGAGAAGAUUCUGUAUACGUAUCUCCUACCUGGAGCAGAGAGGGAGAUCGUCCUACCUGAAGAGAUGGUGUCCACAAUCAUAAACCUCAUUGAAGACGAUGGCCGAGACGACCCAGAAGUAUUUGACCCCGCCAAAGACUAUGUAUUCCAAGCAAUGGAACGUGAUGCAUUCCCAGGGUUUUUGCAGGCAAAGGCCCUCGGUAACCUUGUACCACUGACCAUUCUCGCACGCUUGGCCUUGGCUCUCAUCAGUUUUGGUGGAGGCUUCUGGGGUGCUUUCUAUGUCGUUCUUCGUAAUAAACCUCGACAUAUCCGUUGCUGGUUGAUUCUACCGUUUGUUGUGGCCUCCUACUUUAUAGUUUCGUACCAGUACAAACUUGAUCCGGUGAUGGCAAUACUCGGGUACAGCGAAUAUACAUUCAUGAACUGGUCUCCGAUCCGCGAGCCCUACGUGCGGAAACUCCUGAACAAACGGGCUACCGCAACGCUAUUCACUGCCCUUUUUGUUGCCACCUCCUUGAGCGUUCUAUUCAUUUUCGUUCCUGGCACUAUGCUCUGA
Molecule: messenger RNA, 1119 nt
Organism: Aspergillus tanneri
Lineage: Eukaryota; Fungi; Ascomycota; Eurotiomycetes; Eurotiales; Aspergillaceae
Gene: rgsB
Product: putative RGS domain protein (Rax1)
Exons: 3
Coding region: 1-1119 (372 amino acids)
Biological process (GO): intracellular protein localization
Cellular component (GO): plasma membrane
Source: RefSeq, a predicted model, not a curated record